UCUUAUACCUGCUGCCCAUUUCCAGCCUCAGACUUGUGAGAUCAAGGACCAACAUGAGAGGUGAGCAGAGAAGGGACAGGACGUGUCCUUACUUCCCACCCCCACUGUUCUGGCCAGCAGCCAAGGACCUGCUACAAUGGGAUGGGGCAGGGGGAGGUUACAAGAAGUCCUUUUCCUCCUCUUGACACAGCAAAGCUCCUCUCCCAGUGGAGUGCUGCAGAGACACGCUGGCUUCACAUUAGAGGAAGGACGAAACCACCCUGCCUGGUUGGAGCACAGGGCAUCCGUGUCCCACAGCCCCGCUCUGCAGCCAGCACACAUGCCUUGGCUUAAGCUCCCACCCUCCCAGUUAUUCUCCAGGCUGUUGAGGUUCCAAGGCACCUGCCAAAUGCUCCCUUCUGGCCUCCAUGUGUGUGUUUGGGGAGCGGGGAGUAAAGUUUUUGUGAAUAUGAACUGAGCACAAAUGUUCCUGUGGAAGACUUGGGGGUGUUACCCACUUGGCCGUGGGCGGUCUGGCCUCACCGUUAAACUGGGAGUUUGGCCCCAGCACAGGCAGAGUCCAGCAGGGAGCCAAGGGACAGAAGCCAAAUGCUACUGCUGGACUCCCAGGUCACAGGCGGAGCUGGAGAUCAGCACUGGCGAGACAGGAGCAGCAGGCUGAGCCAGAGGCAGAGCUAAGGAUCACUGCUGGAGAGGCAGGAACUGGGGCAGAAGGGGGGCUGGGAGCAGCCUGGAGCAGGAAGUGGGGUUGGAGGCAUGCUGCACCCCCAGUUGCCCAACCAGCCAGCUGCUCUUCCUGGCCAGUCAGGCAGACAAUUUGCUGCAGGCUGGCUGUUCUUGCGAGCAAGCCCUAGGCAGAGAGUGACUCCGCUGCAGGCCCUGGAGGGAUUUUUAAAACAUACAGUUUGGCUCAUUGUUUUCCCCUUCUGUUUUUCAAAGCCAGGCUCCCUUCCUCACCACCGCUCCAACCUUGCAAGACUCCCAGAGCCUUUCAGUGCGGCAGGUAAAUCUCCGCUUUUUAACAGACACUGCAAAACUUAUUCUACUCCCCCCUGCCAAGUCUAGGGAAUGCCGUGAGUACCAGUAAAUGGCAGAAAACUUAGCACACCCACCGGCCACACGGCACGUGGCUUGUGGGGGAUGGCCUGCUGCCAGCAGCCUGCAACCAGCUGUCUGCAGACUUGGCAGACGUGACUGUUGUGUGUGUCUGCCAUGGGCAGGGAGAGGCUGAGGCAUUGCUCACUUCAUAACAUGUUUACCCCCUUGCACUCCGUCUCUCGUGGGCCAUUUCAUCUGGGCUCUGCUGCAAGGUUUCCAUCUUCUCUUGCCUCUGCUAUGGCUCUGGGUAAGAGUUACCAUGCUGCUCAGCCCAGCCUGUGCCUGAGAUGCCCUUUGACUUGCUGGUUCCCCAGCGAGGGAAGCAUCCUUAAAGCCAGUCUCCCCUGCCGGGUGGCGAUUCUCCUUUUUGGCUGUGACGCACUCUGGGGGAACGGCGUCAUGAGUAUGCUGCAAACCACAACUUCUCUUCCGCCUUCCUCUCUUGCUCUGACACCGGCACGAGGCUUCCUGAACACACACAGGUACUUUGGAGAACCAGUCAGGCUUCCAGGGGGCCACUUCUUGUUUUGCAGAGAUGAGGCAGCGCUGAGCGUUUUCCCCUGACACUCGCUGCGCUGGGCACCUGCGAGGGAAGCCUGGGACCCUCCUUCACCAGUAGCCCUCUUCAAGGCAGGGUCAAAUGGCUCCACUCCAGGUCACUUUGCUGCUGUUGCUUUCAAGCCUGCUCCAAGUCUCUGCUUAUGUCAGUCUUGGUGACCAAGAUGACGCAGUGGGAGCAGCAAGAGGGCUUCCUGAAGAUGGGGGCUCUCAGCCAGCCAGCCAGGGCCAGUGGGUGUGGGACACAGCAGAGGCUGGGAGCGCUGACUUCCCCGUGUUUGUCCGCGCAAAGAGGGAAGCUGAAGUGAAAUCAUCCAAUCGUUCUGCUGCAGAGAACACCACCGCCGGCCGCCCCGAAGUGUUCUCCAUGACUCCUUCUCAGCACCCCGUGGAGGAAAACGAAGUCUCACCACGUCCUGAAUGGCUAGAGGAAAACACCUCCCAAGAAAACCUCUAUGACGAUGUUACCGCUACAGCAGAGUCUUUGUCUGCUGCCAGCUCUGACAAUAUCUCCACAGACGCCCCCAGCGUUAGAAAGCUCAGCCCUCUUGAUACCUCAGCCAAAGCGACCCCCACUCAGGGCUCCAGCAACGUCUCCUCGGAAGCAACAUUCACUGGGAGAGAAGAAAUGCUUACUGGCAGUAGAGAGAGUAGGGAGCAUCGUUCCACUGUGGAGCCUCUGAUCCACAGGGGGCUGAGGGUCAGCUCACCUACUUCACCACCUGAACCUCUGGCAGAGUCGUCUGGUGUUUCCACAGCAGCCCCUGUGGGCGGGUUGGCCACUUCGAGGCAUGGCCACUCCACAUUGGGGAAGACCAAUUUCGGCCGGUGGCUCUGUCACAGGGAUAGUCCCCGUGCAGAGGAUACACCAUCACACCAAUAUCCUGGUGGGGAAGUGCCUGCUGGCCCCCUCCUCGGGGCUGCUGUCUUCAUCGUCUGCACCGCCGUCCUUGCCACCCUCCUGUGGCGCCAGAAGCAUGCCUACAAGAAGCACCAGUGCAACAACACUGAGAUGGUGUGCAUCUCGGCUCUGCUGCCCGACAGCGAGCCAGUGGCCAAUGGGGAGAAGCCCAGCAAGAUAAAGAGGAUGAAGCUGCUCACGGACAACAUCUCAGAGACCGAAGGAGACAAUGUGACUCUGAGCAGCUGGCUGCCAGACCAUUAGACACCUCGUCGCCUGCCCAGGGUCCCGAUUUUCAUUUCCUGGGCUUUCCAGCCCCUGCCCGCCCAGGCUCUAGAGUGACCUUAUCCAUCCCAACACUCCCCAGGGAAGCUCUCCCAAAGUGCCUUAGGUGACAUCUUACUAGGCUUAAAUUGCCUCCGUCUGUGUUAGAUGAAUAUGGGACAUAUUGUAUUUAGCCACGGCUGGACCCAGCCCUAAGACCUGCUGAGAAAUCUCCUCCCCGGAGGCACUUGGCAUCUGGCAAGACAAAGCCAAAGGGGUUCAUGGUGUCCCUGAUCAGUCUGUCCACCCGGUGUGGGGAUUUUGAAACUGCUGUUUUCUCGUCUUGACCCUCACCUGCCCACACAGUAUUACAGGGGCUGCAUCCUUAGCUGGUGUAACUCAAACAGCUCAAACAUCUUACCCCAGUGGUGGAGAUGGCCGACGGUGUUGGGACGCUGCUUUAAUUUAUGCUAAUGUACAAGGGGCAUGUUACUAUUUUGCACUUAAACAGGUGAUGGAAUCUCAAUGUAUUGUUCCAACUUCCAGUGAA
This is a messenger RNA of Pelodiscus sinensis (Chinese soft-shelled turtle), 3371 nucleotides long. It is a transcript of the gene SELPLG, whose product is annotated as selectin P ligand. The record is from RefSeq and is a predicted model, not a curated record. Gene Ontology annotation, biological process: leukocyte tethering or rolling. Lineage: Eukaryota; Metazoa; Chordata; Testudines; Trionychidae. Gene Ontology annotation, cellular component: plasma membrane.